Molecule: messenger RNA, 2727 nt
Organism: Plasmodium falciparum 3D7
Lineage: Eukaryota; Apicomplexa; Aconoidasida; Haemosporida; Plasmodiidae
Source: RefSeq, a predicted model, not a curated record
AUGAAAGUUCUUAAUUUCCCCUUUAUGUUAAAUAAAAGAUCUUAUUUUAGUAUAUACAAUUUUUUUAUUUCAUUAAGAAAGGGUGGCGAAUCUACCUUGAAAAACGAUAUAAAACAUAACUAUAUAAAAGAGCUAUUAACAUAUGAGAAAGAAAAACGAAAAAUGAAAAAGAAGAUAACAGAGUACGAUGGAAAUAAUAUUAGUAAUAAACAUUUUAAUGAAUACUUAAAAGAUAUGGAAGAAAAGAUAAAAACUCAUAAUGAUUUAAUUAGUGAUGAUGAAAAUAAUAAAAAAGUAAAACAUUUAAUUAAAAUGAAUAAAACGGAAGGAGGAAUAAGAAUAAAAUGUUCUACAUCUUUAAUAUAUAUGUUAUCAUUAAAGUGUAGGUAUAUUGAAAGUAUAUGGUUAAAUGUUGCAAAAAAUAAAAAAUGUAAUUCUUUAAAUUGUUUAAGAGAUAUUCUUUUAAAUAUUGAAUGGAACAAAUAUAUACAUUAUGAAGAUUUAAAAUAUAUUCCUUUAAAAAUUAUAUGUACUCAAUCUACAUUAUUUGAUAUAUCGAAUUUAAAAAAUGAAAUAUAUAAAUAUAUAAAUGAAGUCAUUUUAAUGUCUCAAGGUGAUCAAAAUAUAUUAUCAAAAGUCGAGAUUAUUAAAAAUAUAAAAAAUAACAUAAACUCAGAAUAUUCAUAUGAUCAUUUAGUUACUUCAAAAAAGUUCAUUGAUACACAAAAUGAUAUAUAUUCUGAUGACCAUAUAAUAGUACAAGAUAAUAAUUGUUUUACGACAACCGAAAAAAUAAAUAUAGAGAAUAAUUUAAAAAACAUAUGGAAUUUAUUAUCUGUUCAUAUACAUAAUAAUAUAUGUAAUGUUGAUAUAAAAUUCACAGGAAAAUUAUCACCAAGGUUUUAUCAAUAUGUUAAUAUGAAAGAAUUAAAGGAUAUACCAAAUAUAGAAAAAUAUGAAAAUAUUAAUUUUUCAUCUCUUUUUUAUAAAAAUCCUAAAAUAAAUGAUGAGAAAAUAAAAAACAUUGUUAACCAAACUAUACCGCAUUGGUCCGUGUGUGAAGAAAAGAAAAAGAUACAAAUCGAUUAUGAAAAAGAAAUAAAAAUGGAUAAAAAUAAUGAUGAUAUUUAUUAUAAGUAUAAUUAUUUCUUAGAUCCGUAUAAUAAAAAAUUAGGUGUAUCUAAUGAUAAUGUUCAUCGAAAUAUAUAUUCAUCAUUAAUAAAAAAAGAAACAAUAAAUAAUAAUUUAUUUUCUUUAAAUGAUGAACAAUUAUUACUAAAAAAGGAAACAUUUGAAAAAAAUAAAAAUAGACAAAAUAAUAAUUAUGAUAAUAAUAAUAAUGUAAUACAUUACAAGAAUCCACAUAUUAUAGGUGAUCAGAAAGAAAAUAAGACAUAUAAUUUAGAAGCGGAUUUAUCAAAACAUUUUAAUAUAACCAAACAUGAUAUGAUUAAUUAUUUAAAUGAUUUGGAACUUAGACGAAUGAUUUAUUAUAAUAAUAAUUUUUUUUUAAGUGAUGAUAGUUAUGAUUCUUCAAGUUGUAUAUAUUCUUUAAUUAUAAAAAAAUGUCUACACAAUAAAAAAAAUAUAAAUAUUAUAUGGGAUCCAUUUUGUAGUACUGGAAAUUUAAUAUUCGAAUUAUUAUCUUAUCUACUAAAUAUUCCAUUAUAUAAUCAAGACGAAAUAGUACCCUUUAUGAAUUUAAAAAUAUAUAAUCAUCACGAAUUUCUUAAUAUAUAUAAUUAUAACAUGAAGCAUCUAAUUAAUAAUUAUUCAAAUAUACAUAUAAUAGGUAGCGACAAUAGAGAUAUGAUGAUUUUACAGUGUAAAAAAUAUUUGAUUAGAUAUGCCUUAUAUUAUAAAAAAAUAUUAAAAUAUAUUAAAGAUAAAAACAAAAAUGAAAUAACUACUCAAAAAGAUAUACAUAUACCUUUUAAUACAAAGAAUUAUACUAACCUUGCGGAUUAUACUCGUUCAAAUUAUAUAAAGAAAAACUCUUUCUUAAAAAAUGUCUUAAAGGAAGACUUAGAAACAUAUGAUGGUGUAGAUAGUAGUACUGAUGAUAUGAAUGACCUUUUUUAUGAAACGUCCCCCUGGAAUUUUUCCACAGACAUGGAUGAGUUGCGUAAAGUGAAGGAAGAAAAUAUAAAAAAUAAAAAUAGUGUGGAAAGUAUAAGAAAUAAAAAUAUUUUAAAUAGUAGUAACCAUAGGACAAUUUUAAAAAAUGCAGAAAAAAACGUCAAUACAUCAGAUCAAUGUAAUGAUAAAAUUAAUGCCCCUGAUAUGGAUAUAAUAUCUAUAUCAACAGAGGAAGAUAAAAAGUAUAAUAUAAAUUUACCUUUUGAUGUUUCUUUUCACAAGGCUCAUUUUUUUAAUCUUUCCCCCUUUAUAAAAAAUGCAAUAAUUAUAACAAAGAUACCUCACUUUAAUUUCUGCAAGGAACUGGGUGUUAACAAGAAAACGUUCAUGUUAUAUGAACAAUUCGAUCAAAUGCUGUGCUCGAAAAAUGAUUGGGAAGGUGUUUAUGUGUUGAUAAGAAAUAAAACAUUUUUAAAUAAAUCAAAAUUAGAGUGGAAUAAAGUAUUAUCAAUAAAAGAUUCUAAAGGCAGAUUUCUAACCUUACUCUCAUGGACUGGAAGAAAAAAAAAUUUAUAUUCCUUGAACAAUGAAUAUGAUAAAUUGAAGGAACUUGAAAAGUUUAGUGAGAAAUUAAAGUUUGACAUAUAA